AUGUUGUUGGCAAAAGCUUGGCUACAAAUUUCAGAAGAUAGCAUUACUGGAAGUCAACAACGUGAUAAAGAGUUCUGGAGACGAAUUAUUGCAUACUAUGAAAAAAGCAACACGUCGAACGUUGCAAGAACUCAAGCCAACCUCAAAACGCAUUGGCAUUACAUGAACCCAUUUGCAGUUGCAUUUAAUCAAAUGAAUGCAGCAAAAAAAGCAGCAAAAGGGAAAGUUACCAAUUCCACUUCGUCAUCUGGUAAUAGGCUUGAUGAAAUACUUGAAAAACAUAUAGAAGAAAAUAAAAAGACUUUUGAACGCUAUCAAAACUCUUUGGAUAUGAAAAAUGCAUUGAAAGAAAGAAAGAUGAAGAUUAAAGAAGAAAAGGUAAAGAAUGAUGAAAUUUCAAUCAUUUUCAUGGAUCCCACUACCAUGUCGGAAGAUGGACGUGAAAUUUGGAGAAAUCGUUGUGACGAGAUUAAGAUAAAAUACAAUAUGAAGUAA
Molecule: messenger RNA, 495 nt
Organism: Lactuca saligna
Lineage: Eukaryota; Viridiplantae; Streptophyta; Magnoliopsida; Asterales; Asteraceae
Source: the annotation of a GenBank genome assembly